Messenger RNA from Limulus polyphemus (Atlantic horseshoe crab), 1730 nucleotides. It is a transcript of the gene Nfs1, whose product is annotated as cysteine desulfurase, mitochondrial-like. Gene Ontology annotation, cellular component: nucleus; cytosol; mitochondrion. Gene Ontology annotation, molecular function: cysteine desulfurase activity; pyridoxal phosphate binding. NCBI's taxonomy places the organism in Eukaryota, Metazoa, Arthropoda, Merostomata, Xiphosura, Limulidae. The record is from RefSeq and is a predicted model, not a curated record. The transcript has 15 exons. Gene Ontology annotation, biological process: [2Fe-2S] cluster assembly. The coding region runs from base 130 to 1533 and encodes 467 amino acids.
GACUUUCGAUCGGACAGUUACGUAACGAAUGAAAUUGAAACGUUAGAAUAUGAUUAGACUGCCGCACAUCAUAAAUAUUUAAAAUAAAGAAGUUAUUAGAAAAAGAUCUUGAAAAAUUGUGUAUCCAAAAUGUUGCAGAGGUUUGGAAUUAGAAUUGCAUUUAUGACUAGAAGCUUGAAGGACUCUGUACUUCAAAAAGAUUCAACAAGAAGAUACCUUGUUACUCAGCUUGAAACAACAGCUUCCAGAUUAUCAUCAGAGCCUUCUGUGAGUAAUAUGGAGGAACUGAAGAAGGCAACACGGGAGGGAAGGGUUGAUCUUGAAUAUAGGCCUCUCUACUUAGAUGCCCAAGCUACGACACCUCUGGAUCCAAGGGUCUUGGAUGCUCUGAUGCCAUAUUUGAUCUCUCUGUAUGGUAAUCCUCAUUCUCGGACACACGCCUAUGGUUGGGAAAGUGAAGCGGCCACAGAGACUGCAAGAAAGCAAGUAGCAAAUAUUAUUGGUGCUGAUCCAAAGGAAAUCGUCUUCACAAGUGGUGCUACAGAAUCUAAUAAUAUCGCUGUAAAGGGAGUUGCACGUUUCUAUAGAGAAAAGAAGAGGCAUUUAAUUACAACACAGACAGAACAUAAGUGUGUUUUGGAUUCAUGCAGAGCCCUAGAAAAUGAAGGAUUUGAUAUUACCUAUUUGCCUAUCCAGAAAUCAGGCCUUAUAAACCUAAAGGAUUUAGAAGCUGCCAUAAGACCAGAUACGGUUUUAGUUUCAAUUAUGACAGUUAAUAAUGAAAUAGGAAUUAAACAGCCAAUUUCUGAAAUAGGAAGAAUUUGCCGAGCGAAGAAGGUAUUCUUCCAUACAGAUGCAGCUCAGGCAGUUGGCAAGAUUCCUCUUGAUGUCAAUGAAAUGAACAUUGAUUUAAUGUCAAUCAGUGGACAUAAGAUAUAUGGACCAAAAGGUAUUGGAGCACUUUACAUUCGUCGUAGACCACGUGUACGCGUUGAGCCACUGCAGAGCGGUGGUGGGCAGGAACGAGGAAUGCGCAGUGGAACAGUACCAACUCCUCUGGUAGUUGGGCUUGGUGCUGCCUGUCAUGUAGCUCACAAGGAAAUGAGUUACGACCAUGCAAGACUAGAACACAUUUCAAGGAGACUAGUGGAUAAAAUAAUGGCCGAGCUGCCUGAUGUCAUAAGGAAUGGUGACCCUGAACACAGUUAUCCAGGUUGCGUGAAUCUGUCAUUUGCCUAUGUGGAAGGAGAGAGUCUACUUAUGGCAUUGAAAGAUGUUGCAUUAUCUUCAGGAAGUGCUUGCACGUCAGCUUCUUUGGAGCCGUCAUAUGUAUUAAGAGCUAUUGGAGCAGAUGAAGAUCUGGCACAUUCAUCCAUCAGAUUUGGUUUUGGAAGAUAUACAACUGAAGAAGAAGUAGAUUACACUGCUGAGAAAUGUAUUCAACAUGUUAAGAGGCUCCGAGAAAUGAGCCCACUCUGGGAGAUGAUCCAAGAAGGCAUAGAUAUAAAAAGUAUCCAGUGGACACAACACUAAGGUGAAAAAAAAAAAACGGGAUACAAGUAACCAUGACAGUCAACAUUGUUUCUUAUCUAGUUGCGUUAUUGAUAAUCAGGAGUGAGAUAUUUGUAAAUUGCUAUUGUAGAUAUGCAAAAGAUAUCGAGUUCUGCUGUAACCUUAUUAUCUCUUAAUGUACAAGAUGUAGUCGUGUGAAUAAAAGUUUCUCCAAGUUU